CCGAUUCGGAAUCCGGAGUUUUUAUCAGAAGUUUUUAAUCCAUUGCAAAUAUUUCGUAGCGCAGAAUACCCAACCGUACGAAAUAAAGGAUUUUCCAAACUACUCUUUCUAACUGCUAAAUUUGAAAACCGGAAAAACUGCUUUCAACUUGCUGUGUGCUGAUCGUCGAAGAAGGACGUCCAGCUCAUGUCACGUGAUUCACGAUUAUGUAGAAACGAGCCGAUGGAAUUUCCACCUGUUAUACUUACAAAAUGAACGUACAAGUAUUUCUGGCUUUGCUUCUGGAAACGGCCUUGUCUUAUCCUCAAGAAAAUCAUGGACUGGACUGGAGAAACCUUGAUUUUGGAUUGUUCCAUGGGCCAAGUUACAGCCAACCGGAGGAAUAUAACCCUAAUCCCGUCCCCGAUGCGUGUCGCUGCGUCCCUCAUGGUCAGUGUGAACAGAGUGUCAAUAUACCCCCGACAGCAGUCCAUGUAGAAUCUCAACACAAUCCAGUAAAUUCAUACAAGUGCGGUCCGUCUUUACAUCUUUGCUGUUCGACUUCUGAAAGAAAAACCAACAACCAACCUUCUAAGCAACAGUGUGGCACCAAGACCUCCAGUAACAUCAACCAACGCAUUCUUCCCUCCUCCAGAAAACUUGGUCUAGCUGAUUUUGGUGAAUGGCCUUGGCAGGCAGUGGUUCUGAAAUUGGACGGAAAUGUAAACAUUUUUCAGUGUGGAGGUACUUUAAUAGACAAACUCCACGUGCUUACCAUCGCCCAUUGUGUUUACCAGUACACAUCUAGUAACGAAUACCCCUUGAAAGUUCGACUGGGGGAAUGGGAUACCCAGAAUGAUCAGGAACCUAUAAUCCACCAAGACUACAGAAUAUCGAACAUAUACAUACAUCCCAAAUACGACCAUGAAAGGAAGAACCUCAAGGAUGAUAUAGCUAUUUUGAAACUAGAUAAGGAGGUUUCGUUCGGUCCACACAUUAAUUCUGUUUGUCUGCCCUAUUCCGAAGAAACAUUCGAAGGUCUUCAUUGUGUUGUUACUGGAUGGGGUAAAGAUGCUUAUACAAAUGGCUCCUACUCCAACGUCCUUAAAGAAAUCCUUCUGCCUGUGAUUAGCAACGACAGGUGUCAGGAGCUUCUCAGGAAGACACGGUUAGGCAAGUUCUACCAGUUGUAUGAUAGUUUUAUUUGCGCUGGUGGAGAAAAGGACAAGGAUUCCUGCAAGGGUGAUGGAGGUGGUCCUCUGUCGUGUUUGAGGAGGGAUGGUACAUACGGAUUGGCAGGCAUUGUGUCCUGGGGUAUUGACUGUGGUGACCCUGACGUGCCUGGUGUUUACAUAAGAAUCCAGAAAUACAUUGAUUGGAUCACCGAUAUCACCAAUCGUCCAAUCACCGACUUCUGGCCAAACUAACAGCUUCAUCUAGUCAGACGAUAUUAGUAUCUAUUAGCUCAUCCUUUAUCAGUUCGUGUAGUAAAAUGAAAACCACGCCUAGAUACCGUUUCCAAAUAUACUUUUAAUUGGCACUAAUAGUAACAAUAGAUUCUGAAUAUAAAUUCAUCUGCUUUUUUUUAAAAGAAUAAUAUUCAAUUUUCUAACAAGACAACUGUUUAGUGGCAUAAUGCGAUAUGUUGACGAUAAACAGUUGGGAACAACAAGAACAAAAUACUAAUAAAUUUGGGAUGGAACAUUCAUUUGAAAAGCAUAAUAUUUUGACUAUUAAAUACAUUAUUGACUAGGGCAAAUAUAAUUCGACAUAAGUUUAUAACCUGCUGACUACUCGUGUUUUGAACAACUUAGAGUGAAUUCAAUCCAAUAAAUAUUAGUUUCGUGAUGUACUUUUUUAUAGGGAGUUACUACAUUGGUGUUAAUUAAUUAACAGAACCUAUAAUCUUAGUAAUACGUUGAUUGGGAUUGAUUGUUUUUCUGUUUAGUGGCUCUUUUUUUUUGUAAACUUAACAUUGUACUAAGCUCUCCAGUAAAAUAGCUUUCAUUUUGACCAAUCACUUUGUCUCAGGGCUUCCAUAUUAUCUUAUGUAUAUGUUCUAAUUAAAAUUUCAUUUUGAUUUGGUUUAAAUAAAUAAGUAAUGGCAUCCUUCGUCUGUUGUCAAACAUUUACUGGUGGUGGUUAAAGGUAGAACGUAUUGGAUAACGUGUAAACGUAAAUAAAGAAAUAAUGGCAUCCUU
Molecule: messenger RNA, 2180 nt
Organism: Limulus polyphemus (Atlantic horseshoe crab)
Lineage: Eukaryota; Metazoa; Arthropoda; Merostomata; Xiphosura; Limulidae
Product: serine proteinase stubble-like
Exons: 7
Coding region: 252-1406 (384 amino acids)
Biological process (GO): proteolysis
Molecular function (GO): serine-type endopeptidase activity
Source: RefSeq, a predicted model, not a curated record